CGGAGGUGGCUGCCGAGCCGCCGAGGGAGGAAGAUGUCGGGUCUCCAGGCGGUGCGGAUCAGCAUCGAGUCGGCCUGCGAGAAACAUGUGCAGGAGGUCGGCCUCGACGGGAGCGAGACGUACCUGCAGCCGCUGUCCAUGUCGCAGAACCUGGCCCGCCUGGCGCAGCGUAUCGAUUUCAGCCAAGGCAGCUCCGGUUCCGAAGAGGACGAGCCCGUCCCGGCCGGCGAGAGUCGUGAAUGGCCCGGCGGGGACGAGGAAGAGGAGGAGGAAGGCCUGAUAAAAUUCCAGCCUUCUCUCUGGCCUUGGGAUUCAGUGAGGAAUAACAUAAGGAGUGCUUUGACGGAGAUGUGUGUGCUUUAUGAUGUCCUCAGCAUAGUCAGAGAUAAAAAGUUUAUGACUCUGGACCCAGUUGUACAAGAACCAUUUACUCAAAAGCAGAACCCUCAAGUUUUGCAGCUGAUGUCCAAGAAAAAGUCCUUAGCUGGAGCAGCCCAGAUUCUUCUGAAAGGAGCAGAAAGGUUGUCUAAAUCAGUUGCGGAAAACCAAGAAAAUAAGCGGCAAAGAGAUUUCAACUCAGAACUGCUCAGGCUGAGGCAGCACUGGAAGCUGAGGAAAGUGGGAGAUAAAAUCCUUGGAGAUUUGAGCUACAAGAGUGCAGGGUCUCUCUUUCCUCAUCAUGGCACGUUUGAGGUCAUAAAAAACACCGACAUUGAUCUGGAUAAAAAGAUUCCCGAUGAUUACUGCCCUCUCGCUGUUCAGAUUCCAAGCGACUUGGAAGGGUCUGCCUACAUUAAGGUAUCUAUUCAGAAACAAGCACCGGAUAUAGGGGACCUUGGGAUAGUCAAUCUGUUUAAAAAACCUAUCAUGAAAUCUAAGCCAGGGGCUCUGCAUUGGCAAACCAAGCUGGAGACCGCCCAGAACGUCCUGUUGUGUAAAGAAAUCUUUGCUCAGCUUUCUCGGGAAGCCGUGCAAAUCAAAUCGCAAGUUCCUCACGUGGUGGUGAAGAACCAAAUCAUUUCCCAGCCCUUCCCAGGAUUGCAGCUCUGCAUUUCCUUGUGUCACUCCUCAGAAGACAAGAAAUCUCAAAAAUCUAACUCUGAGAAACAAGGCCCAGAGGAUCAUCUUUAUGUUCUGGAGCAUAAUCUGCACCAACUAAUCCGAGAGUUUCACAAGCAAACCCUGAGCAGCAACAUGAUGCCUCAUCCAGCGAGCGCUCCUUUCGGCCACAAAAGAAUGAGGCUGGCAGGGCCUCAGGCUUUUGAUAAAAAUGAAAUCAGCUCCUUGCAACCCAGUGAGGGGCUGCUGGAGAAGAUCAUAAAGCAGGCGAAGCACAUCUUUCUCAGACGCACGACUGCCCGGACGAUCGACAGUCUUGCCAGCCGUAUCGAGGAUCCUCAAAUUCAAGCCCACUGGUCCAACAUCAACGACGUGUACGAGUCGAGUGUCAAGGUCCUCAUCACCUCCCAAGGUUACGAGCAGAUCUGCAAGUCUAUUCAAUUGCAAUUGAAUAUUGGCGUUGAACAGAUCAGAGUAGUACACAGAGAUGGAAGAGUGAUCACACUGUCCCAUCAAGAACAAGAAUUAAAAGAUUUUCUUCUUUCUCAGAUGUCACAACAUCAGAUUCUUGCAGUUCAGCAGCUGGCAAAAGUUAUGGGAUGGCAUGUACUCAGUUUCAGUAACCAUGUGGGGCUGGGCCCAGUAGAAAGCAUUGGCAAUGCAUCUGCCAUAACAGUAGCAUCACCUAAUGGAGACUACGCUGUUUCAGUACGGAAUGGUCCAGAAAGUGGCAGCAAAAUCAUGGUGCAGUUCCCACGGUGCCAGUGCAAAGAUCUCCCUAAAAGUGAUGUGUUGCAAGACAACAAAUGGAAUUACCUGCGUGGUCCCUUCAAGGAAGUUCAGUGGAACAAAAUGGAAGGGCGUAACUUUGUAUACAAAAUGGAGCUCCUCAUGGCCGCAUUGACUCCUUGCUCCUAGGCUAAGGACAACAAUCCAAGGAGAUGAUUUUGAGACCGGCGUGUAAGCAAAGUGAGUGAGAACAGCACAUACAUUCCUGGAAGCAAUCUGUUUCUGGUCACUCCAUGGAUUUCUCUUCAGUGAUAUUUGAUUGCAUCUUUUAUUGCCUGUGCUGUAGACAGUCUGCCCUGCAAGUUCUGAAUAUUCAGUUCAACUGUGACAGCUUUUGAAAUAAUUAGUCACAUUACCAACGUUUGAUUUUUAUUAAAUACUUUAUUGGAAACUUUGUACAAAGGAUAACAGGUUUACAUUUAUGUUUUGCCUUUAAAUGCUAUUUAAAUUGCCUGGUUACAUCUUUGAACAAAUGGACUAAUAA
Notechis scutatus (mainland tiger snake) is the source of this 2332-nucleotide messenger RNA. RefSeq names its product mediator complex subunit 17 (gene MED17). Gene Ontology annotation, cellular component: mediator complex; core mediator complex. The record is from RefSeq and is a predicted model, not a curated record. Gene Ontology annotation, biological process: regulation of transcription by RNA polymerase II. Gene Ontology annotation, molecular function: transcription coregulator activity. Lineage: Eukaryota; Metazoa; Chordata; Lepidosauria; Squamata; Elapidae.